AUGGCGGCGCCCGUGUCCGAGCGGCUUUUCUCGCUGGAGCUGCUCGUAGACUGGGUGCGUCUUGAAGCUGGGCUGCCGCCGCCGCCGCCGCCCCCGUCCGUGGCCGAGAUUGAGGAGGAGCAAGAGGACGACGAGGAGGAGGAGGAGGCAUCGCUACCACGGAUGUCGCGCGGACUGUGCCCCGCAGUGGCCUUCCGCCUGCUGGACUUCCCCACGCUGCUGGUUUACCCUCCUGACGGCCCCGGCGCCCCAGUUCCGGAGCCCCAGCCCGGCCUGGUCCGCUUCGGUCGCGGCAAGUCCUGUCUCUUCCGCCUGCACCCCGCCACCCUGCACGGCCUGCUCCGUCAGAAGCCGCUUCAUGCCUUGCUGCUGCAGCUGCCCCCCGGGCGCCCGACCCCCGCCCCGCGGCUUCUGGGCGCCUGUAGCGUCUCUCUGGCCGCCGCCGCCCACAAGGUCCUGGGACAGGCCGCCGCCUCUGGCUGCUCCCAGGGUCAUCGAGGACGUUUCCCUCUGCAUAACCAAGUCGGGGAGCGGAUUGGGGACAUUGCCCUGUGCUACCGCCUGACUGAUUUGGGAAGCAGCUUAUUGGGCCAUCUUGAGCGCCCAGGGGCUACCACGGCAGUUGGGAUGGAGGGCGUCGCGGUCAGCGCCCAGACCCCACAGGAGAAACAGCGGCCAAACCCAGAACCACUCCCAAGCGAUGCUAAGUCUCUUCUGAGUUUAAAAAUCCCAAAGGCACAUAAGGAUUUGAAGGAAGUAGCUUUCCGUAGUAAGACCAACUCUGGUAACACAGUUUCUGUGGAGCACUGCAAAACCAGCUCUCUUUAUUCCGAUUCUGGUGGUAGGAGGAACGUUAGCCCCCCGAAUCAGGAACUCACAGGGUUGGACAUCGAAGCCAACAUAUUUUGCCCUCCUCCUCUGUAUUACACUCAUUUGACCCAAGAAAAGACGCCGCCUGUACAGGGUACGGUCACCAUUAAGCCUCAGAUAAAUGCACCUGAGGAACUGGAUGGUAUAUUUCUGGAGGGAAAUCAUGUAGAUGUCCCAGCACAUAGUGAUUCUCUGAAACAUACUAAUUCUGGGACACAUGGAGGUCCUCCAAAGCUCAUAAAUCCUCCACAUGUUCAGGAUAUAAGAGCAAGCAAUCAAACUGCAGGUCACGUGCAAACUGAACAAAGUAGAAUUGAUACAAUAAGGCAGCUGCCUUUGUUAAACGCGUUGUUGGUUGAGUUGUCCCUGUUAUAUAACCGACCUGUGGCAGGCCCCACUCAAAUACAUCCUCACUUAGCCUGGUUGUAUAGAACUGAGGAAAAGAAGUCCCCAGAAUCUUCUGCCAAAUGCACGUGUAAAUCUGAGUCCAAGAAGGGCAAGCUUUCUAUGGGGGAAAAUGACAAGUCAGCGCAUCUUCAGUAUAAAAAGAACCAAGUUGAAAACCUCAAAAAAGGUAAAUAUUUUGAAAAGAACAGUGGUAACCCCCCCAAAAGAGGUCCAAGGGGGAAGCUGCUUUACGGCCUAACGAAUACACUGAAACUGCGUUUAAAGCAAACAAAUCCUGGUAUGUUGGUAGUACAUGAAAAAAGAGAACAGUAUAGAAAAAUGCAAGCACAAAUGUUGGGUGCAAAACUCAGGAUUCCAUCAUCCAAAGUUAAAGUAUUUAGCUUUGCUGAACAACCUCAGGAGCCACAUCAACUGCCUAAAGAGAAGUGUUCGGAAUUAGAGGCAUCUUUUGCUGAAAACAGUGAUACCUCAAAGCAAUUCACUGGUAGUUUUGAUGACCCCAGCACAGCUAAAGAAACUAAGCUGAAAUGUGCAACUGAAAAAACAGUAGAGUGUGGUGCACACAGAACAAAUAAUGGUUUAUUGGAAAAAAUUUUGAGUCCUCCUAAUUCCAUUGUCCCAGAAAGGUUUACUCAUGCAGGUAUUUUGGAAAGAGAAAUGGAAAGGAAAACCCAAAGUCCGUGUGUUUUCCAACAGGUUGCAGUUGUUGACAGCAUUGUAAUAGAUAAAGAAAUAGUGGAUAAACACGUCAAAAUCACAGAUGAGGCCAUUUAUACUGAUGAUAUGAGUGAAAGUAAACCAAGUAGAAAUAGUAGCUCUGAAAGCAUCUCAGAACUAAAGUAUUCAGAUGACUUCACCAGCCUUUGCUUUUCCGAAGAGAUCUCUACCACCGACGACACUAGCAGAAUUUUACAAGCUCAUGGUAGCAGUCUAGCAGCAGAAAAUCCAAAACAUAAUCAAGACACAAGUAAGUCUAGUGAAACAAGACCGUCUGAAAGAAAAAACAGCAGUGAAAAGAGUUCUGUUCUCAGUCCACCUUUUUCAGCUGGAUCACCAGUGCACUCACAUAAGAGAUCUCAUAUUUCAAGGAUUCCAGAUAAAAGUUUGGAGGAAGAUUCUAGUAUCUCCACCAGUGAUUUAUCUGUAUCACAUUGGACUGAGGAAAAAGAAAACCAGAUGGAUCGAAACAGUUUGCAUAAUUCUAAAGUUGUUAAACUUAAAACAAAGGUUGGUUGCAAAUCUCCAGAAAAAAGCCAGUCACCUCGGACAUCUCAAGUGAGUUCAUACCUGCCAUCUAAUUUCUCAGAACUAGAACUUAAUGUUCUGGAUAGCAGCAUACCAGAUCACCUUGAGGAAGAUGAUGAAGUUGAUUCACUAAGUAUUUCCAAGCAAUGCAGAGAUAUUUGCGAAUUAGUGAUAAAUAAACUUCCAGGAUAUACGAUGUGAAAAUACGUGCUUUUAAAAAACAUUUCAUUUUUCUAGAACCUACUUGUACUGUUACUGAAACAAUUUUUAAUAACUCUGUAUUUUAGUACAUAAUUUAUAUGAAUAAUUCUUUUUAAGAAAUAUACAUGUUAUUUUGAUAUCUACAUAGUAAUCUGUUAAGUUUGACCAAAUUAAUCAUGAAAUAGCCUUAUAAUCUAGGUAAGAUUUAAGUUGUUUAAUCUUCUAAGAAUAAAAGUAUCCUUUCUAAACUGUCUCUCAAAGUAUCCAUCUGAAGUAUCAGUCAUCCUAAAGCUGACUUCAGGUAUGCCAUUAAAAACAAAAGGCUAGUAAUUAGGAUAUAAUUUUAAUGGGAAUAUGUUUUAAUGAGGAUAAAUCGUUUAACAAAUAUAGAAGAACUUACUGUGUGCGAUGCAGAAAAAUGCAAAAAUAUUUAAGAAAUACCCCUGCAGGGGGGUGAUUGUCGUGGAGGGGGGCACUUGCGGGGAAGAACACUGGGUGUUAUAU
Suricata suricatta (meerkat) is the source of this 3228-nucleotide messenger RNA. RefSeq names its product microtubule associated protein 10 (gene MAP10). Gene Ontology annotation, biological process: cytoplasmic microtubule organization; mitotic spindle midzone assembly; positive regulation of cytokinesis. The coding region runs from base 1 to 2724 and encodes 907 amino acids. Gene Ontology annotation, molecular function: microtubule binding. The record is from RefSeq and is a predicted model, not a curated record. The transcript has a single exon. Gene Ontology annotation, cellular component: mitotic spindle pole; cytoplasmic microtubule; centrosome. NCBI's taxonomy places the organism in Eukaryota, Metazoa, Chordata, Mammalia, Carnivora, Herpestidae.